Molecule: messenger RNA, 2558 nt
Organism: Laccaria bicolor S238N-H82
Lineage: Eukaryota; Fungi; Basidiomycota; Agaricomycetes; Agaricales; Hydnangiaceae
Product: vesicular-fusion protein SEC18
Exons: 9
Coding region: 1-2442 (813 amino acids)
Biological process (GO): intra-Golgi vesicle-mediated transport; Golgi to plasma membrane protein transport; SNARE complex disassembly
Cellular component (GO): Golgi stack
Molecular function (GO): ATP hydrolysis activity; ATP binding
Source: RefSeq, a predicted model, not a curated record
AUGUCCUUCUUCAGCAGAGGAAACACAAAUACCCCGCCUCCCAACCCAUAUAAUCGUCUCAAUAAUGAUUCUACACAUUCUCUUCCUCCGGCGCCGCCAGCGCCACGAUCAAACAUGCGACCACCACCUUCUUCCCAGUACAACCCACCUCCAUCACCGUACAAUGAUCCAUCAAGUGCUCUGUUCGAGAAACGUAGUUACGACAGGAAACCGCCUCCCCGGUCAGGAGGAAUGUUCGGAGUAGCAAGCUCUCCAAGCGAUGCACUUGCAUUAACCAAUUGCUUGAUUGUCCAUCCAUCUGAUUUUGCACUUGGUCAACAUGUCCUCAUUAACGGAGCCUAUGCAUUGACUGGAAUGAUUGGCGCAUCCGCUAUGCAACGCCAAUGGAUCGGACUGUCUCUCUCAGGCGACCAGGCCACCAUCGAUUCGCUGCCAGCACCUCCUCACCCCGCCGCCCCUGCGUAUCUUCAGUCAGUAGACUUGGAAGUCGGAUUUUUGCGCCGCGGGCAUGAAAUCGCAGAGCAAUUCUCAGCUGAUGAGAUGGCUCGGAACUUCGUUAAGGCUUUCAGCGGAAUUCUGCUGUCCCAGGACGAGGUAAUCGUGUUCGAAUUCCACGGCCAGAACUUGAAAGCCACGGUCAAAUUUGUGACAGUUCUCGAGCUGGCAGAUGAACAACGGAAAGGUGUCCCCGCCAACCAGAGGACAAGUAAUCUCCGAAACAUGGGGAUCUUGAUGGAGAAGACAGAUGUUACAUUUUUGAAAGCACCAGAUAGCGCAAUUAAAAUCAAGUCCAGUGCAAAAAAGGCUCCCCCAAAUGCCAUUCUGGCUCCUAAUUUCAAGUUUGAGGAUAUGGGUAUUGGAGGACUGGAUACGGAAUUCAGUGAAAUUUUUCGUCGCGCUUUUGCAUCACGGGUGUUCCCACCAGGCCUCGUUGACAAGCUUGGUAUACAACAUGUCAAAGGUAUCAUUCUUCAUGGGCCUCCAGGGACAGGAAAAACCCUCAUCGCCCGGCAAAUUGGAAAGAUGCUGAAUGCAAGAGAGCCGAAGGUUGUGAACGGUCCUGAGAUUUUGAGCAAGUAUGUCGGUGCUUCCGAAGAAAACAUUCGUAAACUCUUUGCGGACGCGGAGAAGGAGUACAAGGAGAAGGGUGACGAAAGUGGUUUGCAUAUCAUCAUCUUUGAUGAAUUGGACGCCAUCUUCAAACAGCGUGGUUCGACGAACAAUGGAACUGGUGUCGGUGACACCGUGGUUAAUCAGCUGCUCUCUAAGAUGGAUGGCGUUGACCAACUUAACAAUAUUCUAAUCAUCGGUAUGACGAACCGACUCGACAUGAUCGACGAGGCCCUUCUACGUCCAGGUCGUCUUGAAGUGCACAUGGAAAUAUCUCUUCCCGACGAGAAAGGCCGUUACCAAAUACUCAGUAUUCACACUGCCAAAAUGCGAACGAACGGGGUGAUGGACGAAGAUGUCGACUUGCUUGAGCUUGCAUCACUCACCAAAAACUUUUCUGGUGCAGAGAUUGGAGGUCUGAUCAAGAGCGCGACGAGUUUUGCUUUUAAUCGACAUGUCAAGGUUGGCACGAUGGCCGGUAUUUCAGAGGAUGUGGAGAACCUGCGAGUGAACCGAACGGACUUUAUGUCCGCUCUCGAUGAAGUUCAUCCUGCGUUCGGUGUUUCUGAAGAGGAGUUGCAACAGGUGAUACAGAAUGGCAUAAUCCAUUACGAUGCCGCUGUCGACGAGCUGUUGAAGUCUGGUCAGUUGUUCGUAGAACAAGUCAGGUCAUCGACACGCACUCCUCUCGUCAGUAUAUUGCUUCACGGACCUCCUGGAUCAGGCAAGACGGCUCUGGGAGCCUCGAUCGCCCAAGCAUCACAAUACCCUUUCAUCAAGCUCAUAUCUCCCGACAAUAUGGUUGGGUUCUCCGAGUCGGCCAAAGUAACAGCCAUUACAAAGGUGUUUUCAGACAGUUACAAGAGUCCACUCAGUGUAGUGGUGGUAGACAAUAUCGAGCGACUUAUAGAUUGGACGCCGAUGGGUGCCCGAUUCUCGAACGCUGUGCUACAAACGCUUUUGGUUCUGUUCAGCCGAAGGCCACCAAAAGGUCGUCGUCUACUUAUCAUAGCCACAUCAUCACUGCGGCCGAUCCUUACAGAUCUCGGACUUUCAGAAACGUUUGAUUCAGAAAUGAGGGUGCCGCCGAUUUCCAAUCUCAAGGCUCUGGAGCGAGUUUUGCGGGAGGUGGAAUUAUUCCCGAGUGGUGACGAGCGCAGACGAGCACUCCGGAUGUUGGAAGAUGCCGGAUUGGGUUCCAGUAAAGACCAACUCAGCUCGAAGCUACAGAUUGGGGUAAAAAAGCUUCUUAGUAUUAUCGAGAUGGCGAGGCAGGAGCCAGAGAACGUGGCUGAGCGGUUAGCAGGUGCGCUGAUGGGCUUGGGGAUGUGAGAUGGAUUCUUUUAGAUUGUACGACCAAUGGAGACUUGUAUUAUACCUUCACAAGCACACUACUAACUGCGAGGACACUGUAGUUUGUGCAUGCCGACUUACGCAUUGCUGGCGGA